UUUUAGGUGGAUGUUGAAAUUUUUAGCUUGGGAAGCAAGUUUUGCAGGAAAGCAAGGACUGAUAUUGUGUUUAAGAGCAACUGAGAGUCCCUUUGCAGAAACCCCUCUAUCUUUUUUGCUGACUUGUGAUUUCCAAUUCACAAGGUUCGUUACAAACUUUUGUUAAAGAACAUGGUGGCACCUAAGAUGCUAGAGCAAAGUUUUUUGUUCUCUUGAGUUUAUUUUUGUCAUAUAUGAAUGUGUAUGUGAAUAUAUAUGCAUGUAUGAAUAUGUAUAAAAUCAUGUGCACAGUCAUGUGGUGAUCGUGGCGGUGAAGGUCAUGCUGUUCAUUGCAGAUUCUCCAUGCUGCAGCGCUGGGGGUUCAUGCACAGCUAGCACAGUGCUGUAGGGUUUUGUUUCUCGUUACCCAGUCCCGUGUCCCAGCUAUGGGAAGUCGUAGACAACCUGCUGCUUGGGUGCAUCCCAGUCCUUCUCCUGCUCCUGACAUUGCAGGCAUGGGCUCUCUUGUCACAGAUACAAGGGGCUAGCUUCACUCGAGUUAUGGACUAUUGUUCAAGUCCUUCCUGAAAAUCCGCAUCACUAAGCAUCUUCAUCCAGUCCCUGAAGAAAAGAAAUAACACACUGACUGAAGCUAAUAGGCAAAGGAAGCAGCGCUGAGGAAAGAUCAUUUCUGGUUGCAGAUUGUAAGAGUUUGCAAUGGCAAUGCUCUGGAAAUUCAUGAGAGUAGCUAAGUAUUCUAAAACAGCUUUAUCAUCAAAAGUAAAGGCAAGAGAAAUUCCCACCCAUUCAAGGCAUUCUUCAUCAAAGACUGUAUCUUCAGAUUUUGCUGCCAACACACCAUGCUCAAAUACUGUGGAACUGCUUGGUAAAGCUUACCCUCAAGAUGAUUACAGCAAUGUCACUGAGAAGAUACUUUCCAAAGUGGGGAAGAACUUGCACAACAAAAAACAUCACCCUUUGUGGCUAAUCAAGGAGCAGGUGAAAGACCACUUUUACAAACAAUAUUUAGGACGCCGUGGGACCCCGCUUUUUUCUGUCUAUGAUGGUCUUUCUCCAGUGGUUACAGUACAGCAGAAUUUUGAUAGUUUGCUUAUUCCACAAAACCAUGCCAGCAGAAGGAAAGAGGAUAACUAUUACUUGAAUCGUGAUCACAUGCUAAGAGCACAUACAUCAGCUCAUCAGUGGGACUUGAUACACUCUGGCCUAGAUGCCUUUCUGGCAGUGGGAGAUGUCUACCGGCGUGAUACAAUUGAUAACACCCACUACCCAGUGUUCCAUCAGAUGGAAGGAGUUCGACUCUUCUCCUGUCAUGAGUUGUUCUCCAACAUUAAAGAUGGUGAAGGCUUACAGUUGUUUGAGCAAGGUCAUCGCACUGCACACAAGCAAGAGUGUCACACCAUGGAGGCAGUGAGGCUGGUGGAAUUCAACCUGAAGCAAGUGCUCACAAAACUCAUGACUCACAUCUUUGGUGAUGGACUGCAAGUCAGAUGGGUGGACUGCUACUUCCCGUUUACUCACCCGUCCUUUGAGAUGGAGAUCAACUUCCAAGGAGAAUGGAUGGAGGUCCUGGGCUGCGGGGUCAUGGAGCAACAGCUAGUUAACUCAGCUGGUGCUCAGGAUAAAAUUGGCUGGGCAUUUGGCUUGGGUUUGGAGAGGCUGGCCAUGAUCCUGUACAAUAUCCCUGACAUCCGACUGUUCUGGAGUGAAGAUGAACGCUUCUUGAAGCAGUUUAUUGUGCCUCACAUUUGGCAAAAAAUAGAAUUCCAGCCACUCAGCAGAUAUCCACCUUUGAUCAAUGACAUAUCCUUUUGGCUGCCUUUUGAGACAUACUCGAAGAAUGAUUUCUAUGAUUUGGCUCGAAACAUUGGUGGAGACCUGAUAGAGAAGGUUGUCCUAGUUGAUGAAUUUACCCAUCCAAAGACAAAGAAGGUCAGCCAUUGCUACCGUAUCAUUUACCGCCACCCGGAGAGGACUUUAACACAGAAUGAGGUGCAUCGCAUCCAUCAAGCUAUUGAAGAAUCAGCAAUUCGAGAACUUGGGGUUGAGGGCAGGUUCUAGCAUCUCUGAUCCAAAGUCCUUAUGACAGUUGCUUUUCCUUUUUUUUCCCUUUAUGAUGUUUACAAAUAGACAGAGGUGUUUUGUGAUGUAGCACAUGGAAAACAAUUGAUAAGUGGGCAGUCAUGAAAUUAACAGAUAAUAAACAUUACUGCUGACAAAUCAUUGACAAAGCACCGGUGCUUUAUUUUAAGAAAUGGGGGAACAGUGGUAAUGUAAGAUUUCCCUCCUGUUACGAUAAGAAAUACACUGCCUGGUGGUUUUCUGUUUUGUUAAUUGGUCCCUGGGUUCCAUUAAACUGUAAAUACUUGGCAUUAUUUCUGUGUUGACAGGAUCUUCUGUCUCUGUAACAAGUGAAGCAAAUCAGAGACACAGAUUAGCUCUGGAAAGAAAAACUAUUUUAGCCUUCCUUGCCCCCAUCUUUUUUAAAUAAGGAAUGGCAAGUUUUGCUGCAAGAAACAUUCCAAGAAGUACAUCUUGCAAAGUUUGGCUCCCUUACCUUCAGAGCCCAUGUGUAUUGCUUUCAUCUGCUACAGAGAAGGAAUCAAUGCGAAUCUGGGGCCAGGCUUGGCUGUCUUCGGAUUCUGGAUGUUUGGUGAGUCUUUCCUGUUGGAUCUCCAUGCUCCCACAGAGCUGAGAAGAACCACUUAGCAAGGCGCUCCAAGCUGUGCCACCUUCCCCAGCUGGGUAGCUCCCUCGUCUCAGGUUUCCUCACACAGGCACCAGUGCAGGAUAAGUCUAUUCCCCUGUCACCAUCAGAGGACUUAUAUCACAUUGGGCAGGAUGACAGCAAAUAUAAACUCUUCCCCACAAUGCCCUGAAAAGUGGCUGCCUUGGUCUCUCAUAGCAUCUUAAUUUCUAGCAGCAGUGUCUGCUCAGAAAUCUAACUUUUAAGGCAAUCAACCAAACUGAAAUGGCAUCUCCUGCUACUUCAGGCACCAGUCGCCUUACAGGAUGCUUGGCUUUUUAAUUGCAGGUUAUAAUAAGUAAAUUCGGGCAGUGGUAUGAUGCUAAGACCUGUGGAAGUGUUCAAAUAGUCUGAUAAAUACUUGAUGAGCCAUUGCAGAUGCUGAUAUAUAAUAUGAGACCUGUUUUUCCUUGUAAUGGUAUUUCAUACAGCCUUGCAGGUCACAUCUGGUUGCUGUGCAGGCAACAUUCUCUCCUUCAGGGAAGAAGGCAGUAAAAGUGCUGCAAUAAACAGCAUCUAACAGUGAUUUAUACCUUAUCAAGAAACAUCUGUGCAGCAGGUCUGUACUCAACCAUAAGAAGCCAGCUACUAUUGCAGAUGUGACAGAAGCAGAGAGCUCAUUUUAAUUUCAUUACUCGACAUAUUUAGCAGUGUAAACAAAUCCUAAUCUAAAUCGCUGUUGUGUUAUCCAAAUAACUUGAUUAUGUAAACAAUAUGCUAGACUUUCUACAAGGCAAAAAGAAUGGGUGUCAUUUAGGCAACAGAAAAACCUACUUGUUUAUUUUUAAUGUACGAUCUACUAAGAUCCAUAAAUACUGCCUAGCCCAUUUGAUGUUUUUACGUCUUCUUUAGCCUUUGCCUUUUCAGGAUUAUCAGUGAGGACCCCUGAGGAGGAGGAGCACUCUGCUGAACUGCACUAAACAGUAGUUGUUCCAAGACAAAGCUUGAUCGAUGCUGCUACAUGGACCAGCAAAUUAUGUGCAGAUUAAUUGAUGGGAUUGCAUAUGGAAGGAGUACUACAACCUGCCACUAUAUGAAAUCACUGUCUUUUGGGAAAACAAGAGACUGCUUGGGGUGGAGCAGGCUUUAAGAUUCUCCUAUUAACUUACUGAUUAGUGAAGUUUCCCUUUUCUGUUCUCCAAAUCCUUCUGUUGUUCUGUCAUUCUGGUCAGCCAGUUUUGGGGCAUAGAAAUUUGGGGAAAGCAAGGAGGAGAAAACAGGUCGGUGAGCCAUUGUCAUUACAGCCUCAGGCUGACAUGUCCAGCUUUGCAAGGAAACUUGGAUGUUCUUGAAUCAGCCAGUCUCCAGCCACUAGCACCAGCUGUGUUUGGCAUGUCUGGCUGCAAACUGUCUGCACUCUGGUGAGGAGGGACUCCCUGCAAGAGCCAGGUCUUGUUGGAGUAAUGUUAUUCUUUGAAACAUAAAAGAUUAACCUCAUGGGCUAACAGGAUAAAGGGGAAAUACAAAGCUAAUACAAUACAAAUAUAAAGGGGAGCAGCAUUUGUGUAGGUAGUGUACAUGCUGACUGUCUAGUGUAGGAGGAGGCACAGGGCCCUGCUUCUUGUUUUUAUCAACUGCCUGUGUUUAUCUUU
Molecule: messenger RNA, 4335 nt
Organism: Cuculus canorus (common cuckoo)
Lineage: Eukaryota; Metazoa; Chordata; Aves; Cuculiformes; Cuculidae
Gene: FARS2
Product: phenylalanyl-tRNA synthetase 2, mitochondrial
Exons: 8
Coding region: 697-2058 (453 amino acids)
Biological process (GO): phenylalanyl-tRNA aminoacylation
Cellular component (GO): cytoplasm; mitochondrion
Molecular function (GO): tRNA binding; ATP binding; phenylalanine-tRNA ligase activity
Source: RefSeq, a predicted model, not a curated record